Messenger RNA from Motacilla alba alba, 4292 nucleotides. RefSeq names its product phosphatidylinositol glycan anchor biosynthesis class V (gene PIGV). Gene Ontology annotation, biological process: GPI anchor biosynthetic process. NCBI's taxonomy places the organism in Eukaryota, Metazoa, Chordata, Aves, Passeriformes, Motacillidae. The transcript has 4 exons. The record is from RefSeq and is a predicted model, not a curated record. Gene Ontology annotation, cellular component: mannosyltransferase complex; endoplasmic reticulum membrane. Gene Ontology annotation, molecular function: GPI mannosyltransferase activity; alpha-1,6-mannosyltransferase activity. Bases 2220 to 3755 code for a protein of 511 amino acids.
CCCUUGGCGUCCUGGUUAGAAGGGGUUUUAGAAAGAGUCUGGAGCGCCUGUUGAGUCUCACAGCAGGCUGGGGAGGUGCCCGGUGCCCAGCCCGUGCUGGGAUGGGAUGGGAUGCGAUGGGAUGCGGGCUGGGGAGGUGCCCGGUGCCCAGCCCGUGCUGGGAUGGGAUGGGAUGCGAUGGGAUGCGAUGGGAUGCGAGCUGGGGAUGGUACCGGGCUGCAGCAGCACCCCGUGCCGCCGGGAGCCGGCUGCGGGCCGUGGCGGGGAGCUGCCGCUGUGGCGAGCGGCUGCUGCCACCGGCUGGUCCCUGCCCUGCACUGCGGCUGCCGGAGCCGCCGCUGCCGUUCCGUCCUCCUCCAGCGGCCUCUGCCCCGUCCCUGCCCACAUCCCUCUGCCAGCGCCGCUUCCGAACUGCGAUUCGCAGCUGAGAGCCAAGGGGAGCGCAGAACCCAGAGAGAAAAACAUCUUUAAUUCAGACUUUGCACGUUUUCCUGCUGGAAUAUUUAUAACACCUCUCUCCCUCUCCUUUGUGUGUUCGUGCAGGUGCUGUUUCCCACAGGAUUUUUGGGGCAGAGCCAUUCCUGACACUGAGAUCUGGAUCCAAACGGGGCUUGUGGGCUGCAGCUCUUUUGAAGGCUUUGCUCUGUCACAAGGUGUGCUGCGUCGUGACAGGAACAGGCUUUUUAAAGCUGUUUGCUUUGAGCUCUCUUGGCACAUUCAGGCGAGGCUUUUUCUCUGCUUUUUGAAAAAAACUAUAUUUAAAGUGCCGGGACAGUUUUUGCCGCUGUGCUUUAAUAGGAUUUGCAGCUGUGAAUGUGCUUUAAAAGAGUGUACAGCUGGGUUGAAGUGUCCCCUUGCUUAAAAUAACGUCACAGCUUCGUGAUGCAGGAGAACGUGCCUCCCACCAGUUGCUUUGUGAGUGCUGGGGAGCACAAGGGGAAUAGGAGCAACCCCAAAAGUUUUACCUGUGGUUAAAUAGGAAGCAUAACCCUGUGGUUGGGGAUUGGAGCUGUCAACGAGCCGCUCUGGAUCUUGGUUUUUGCCUUGCUGAUGAUUUGCUCUCUGCCCUCUCGUGCAGUUUCCCUGGCAGGGUUUUUUCUCCACAGUGGCACUAGGGAAAUGUCAGUGAUUUUAGGCUGUGGAAGGAUGGAUUUGGGGAUCUCUGUGUGUUGCAGAUGCUGGAGCAGACAGAAGGCAGGAUGUGGUGUCACUGGCAGCCAGCGAGAGCUGUGGGCUGUGUGUUUCUCUAACUGAAAAGCAGUUGGUGGCCGGGGAACCAACGGAAGAAAAGUUUUAUCUUAAAGAGCUGCACAGCAGAUCCUGCCUGCCUCCCGUGGCUCGGGGCCAGGGGAUCAGAGCUGGGCCCCCACGGCACCCAGGACAUGCAGGCACUGAACUGGGGAGGCUGCACAAGGAGGCUGAAAUCCCUCAGGGGAGGUUUGCAGGGAGGAGGUGGACGGGUGGAUUCAGAACGUGCAGGUGGCAGGAGCUUUGCCAAAAUACUGGAAAAUUGCAGGUGGUGGCACAGAGUUUGUGUCCUGCUGGUGCUGCCUGUGCUGGGGGAAGCUGCGUGCCUGAGUUCCACCCUGCUCUGGCAGAGCUGGUGCCAUGGAGCCAGCUGAGUAAAUCCAUUCCUGGCUUCCCAGGGGCAAACACGGAGCAGGAGAGAGGAGGGAGCUCCUGGCAGCCCCACUCAGCAACUGCUUACACGGGGGUUACGCUCAGAGUCCACAGGAAUCCUGUCUCCAUUCCAAGAAAAAGAGGCUUAGAUCCCAUUCAGGGCAUUGGCACUGGGUGUGCGUGAGGAUGCUUGGCUCCAGCUGCUGCAGCUCCUGCUGAGGCAGCCGAGCAGCCUGUCUGCUCCAGGGAUUUACCCUGGCCCGGGAGGAGCGGGCUCAGAGAACACGCCAGAGCCUCUCUCCCUCAGUGGCUUGGCCAAGGUUAACAAGUCAGGGAUUUUUUUUUUUAGUAGGAACAAUAUCAAAGAGGUCUCUGCAUCAUCUCCCAGAUCCGUGAGCUCUUCCAUAAGCGACUUUCUUGUUCACAGAGACUUGCACCUUUCUAGUGCCUGACAGCAAAUAAAGGCACAAAAUUCACCAAUGAGGCUGAAGCCAGAAAUCCCUUUCUCUGUCCUCUGUGCUUACCCACCCAGGUUUCCCAAACUGGAAGGAGAAUUCCCCUGGCACCGGUGACCUCCUGAGGCAGUUCCUGGGUGUGGGAUGGAGCUGUGGAGCCGGGCAGACCCCCAGCUCCGAGAGGUCGUGUGGUUCUCCCUGCGCUGCCGGGCCCUGGCGCUGCUGCUGCAGGCCGUGUUUAACCUGCUGAUCCCGGACCACGCUGCCGAUGCCUUCUCCCCGCCGCGGCCGGGCCCGCGGAGCUGCUGGGACGUGCUGGUGGAGCGGCUGCUGGGCGGGCUGGGCCGCUGGGACGCCGAGCAUUUCCUCUUCAUCGCCGAGCGCGGCUACCUGCUGGAGCACAACUGCGCCUUCCUGCCGCUCUUCCCGCUGGGGCUGCGGCUGCUGGCCGCGCUGCUGCCGUGGCCGGAGCAGCUGCAGCCCCGCGGCCGGCUGCUGCUGGCGGCCGCGCUGCUGAACGCGCUGCUGGCGGCUCUGGCGGCCGCGGCCCUGCUGGUCCUGGGCCGGGCGGUGCUGCGCCGGCCGCGCCAGGCCUUCCUGGCCGCGCUGCUCUUCUCCGUCAGCCCGGCCGGCGUGUUCCUGGCCGCGGCCUACUCGGAGAGCGCCUUCGCGCUGCUGGCCUUCGGCGCCAUGUGGCAGCUGGAGAAGGGGCGCAGCGGGCUCAGCGGGCUGCUCUUCGCCCUGGCCGCCGGGGCGCGGGCCAACGGGCUGGUCAACGCCGGCUUCUUGCUCUACUGGCGCGCCAGGCGCUCGGCGCUGCAGCUGCAGGGGCGAGCGGCGUCCCCGAGGAGGCCGUGCCAGGCGUGGAGGCAGGCCCUCGGCCUGGCGUCCUCAGCAGCGCUGAUGUGCGCCGGGGUCUCCCUGCCUUUUGCCUUGUUUCAGUACUAUGCCUACCUGAGGUUCUGCGAGCCCGGCGCGGCUCCGGGCCAGCCCGUUCCCGAGCCGCUGCUGCAGAUGGCGCGGGACAAGGGCUAUCGUGUGGCGGGCGUGGGUGCGGAUAAACCCCCCUGGUGCUCCCAGCGCUUCCCUCUGGUCUAUUCCUAUAUCCAGGACGCUUACUGGAACGUGGGCUUUCUGAGGUACUUUGAGCUCAGACAGAUCCCAAAUUUCCUGCUUGCUCUGCCCGUCACCCUUCUGUGCUCAUGGGCUGCCUGGACCUACGCCAGCACAAACCCCCGGCACUGCCUGACUCUUGGUCUAGAGAGGAGCAAGAGUGAAGAGAGGGGAAAGGCGAGGGAUGGAUUUUGUGGCCCUGCUGUCUUCGUGUACGUGGUCCACAGCACGGCCCUGCUGGCGUUCGGGUUCUUCUGCAUGCACGUGCAGGUGCUGACCCGGUUCCUUGGCUCCUCCUCUCCCAUCCUGUACUGGUUCUCAGCUCACCUGCUUUUGGAACACGAACCUUUACUCUGGAGCACAGGGACUGAUAAUCCAACCUCUGGGAAGCGUCCUCUGGGUGGAUCUCACAGUUCCUGUGGGAAAGGGACCUCGGACAACCCCGUUGUGCGGCUGCUGCUGAACUGGCGAUCGAUUACCCCCCUCAGCAAGAGCAUCCUGGGCUUCUUCCUGGGCUACUGGCUGCUGGGGCUGAUCCUGCACUGCAACUUCCUCCCGUGGACGUAGCGGGCUGUGCUGGCACAGGAGCUCUGCUCAGAACUGAAUCCCAGCUGCUCUGAAAGCCCGAGGUGGCUGUAGUGUCGCUGUCGUUGCAGUCACAAAGGUGUUACUCCUCCGUUGCCACGUCCCAGGCGGGAUGUUCUCCGUGGUGUGAUGCUGCAGCAUCCUGCCCCGCUCAGCUGGCAUUGCUGACAGCCAAAAUGCCCAUCACCAGCCUGGGAUGGGGAAUGCACCUGGGUUCCUGCGUCUCCUGGGGGAGGUUACGGCGGGCACGGAUUUGUGGCAGGGUGCUGUGAUGGGUUGGGGGAUUCGCUGGGAUGUGUGGUGGGCACGGCAGGAGGGCAGGGGGGCUCCAGCUGCCCUGAGCUGCUCACACUGCUCCGGUUCUUUUUCCAUGGUGCCGGUUCCGAGCCAGGCGGGGCAGGGGGCACGGCGGGAGCGGCAGCGCUGCGCGGGCACACGCACGGCCCCAAUAAACACGUGAAAGUUACCGGAGAGGCGGCUCAGCCCCGGCCUGGGCUCGGGGCAGGGGUCGGGGUCCCG